Molecule: messenger RNA, 1525 nt
Organism: Quercus robur (English oak)
Lineage: Eukaryota; Viridiplantae; Streptophyta; Magnoliopsida; Fagales; Fagaceae
Product: calcineurin B-like protein 3
Exons: 9
Coding region: 241-855 (204 amino acids)
Biological process (GO): calcium-mediated signaling
Molecular function (GO): calcium ion binding; kinase binding
Source: RefSeq, a predicted model, not a curated record
UUUAAAACUAAACUAGAAUAGAACCCCACCUCCAUAAUACUAUAAAAGCUGCUUUCUUUUUACUUUUAUCUUUGGUUAUUUAUAACAACAUAAGGGGAAAAAAAAAAAUGGUUCGUUAGACAUGUCUGAAAAUCUUGAUUCGUCCUCCUUUUCCUUCUCAUCUUGUUGGUGGCUCUUCCUUUUUCCUCUUUCUUGGUUUUUCUGAAAAGGUAUGGAGUGUUUUGACAUCUGGAAAAGAUCAUGGUGCAGUGCUUAGACGGUGUUAAGCGUUUGUGUGCUGCCUUCAUAAAUUGUUGUGACACUGAGAUAUACAAGCAACCCAAGGGUCUUGAAGAUCCAGAAGCUCUUGCAAGAGAGACAGUCUUUAGUGUAAGUGAGAUAGAAGCGCUGUAUGAACUGUUUAAGAAGAUAAGCAGUGCUGUAAUUGAUGACGGGUUAAUCAAUAAGGAAGAAUUUCAACUGGCCUUAUUUAAGACAAACAAAAAGGAAAGCUUAUUUGCUGAUCGGGUAUUUGACUUGUUUGAUACAAAGCACAAUGGGAUACUAGAUUUUGAAGAGUUUGCACGUGCUCUCUCUGUCUUUCACCCCAAUGCACCAAUUGAUGAUAAGAUCGAGUUUUCAUUCCAAUUGUAUGAUCUCAAACAGCAAGGGUUCAUCGAGAGACAGGAGGUAAAGCAAAUGGUAGUGGCCACGCUUGCUGAAUCUGGAAUGAAUCUUUCAGAUGAUGUGAUAGAAAGCAUAAUUGAUAAGUGUUUUGGUUAUUUUAGACAUUUGAGGAAGCUGAUACUAAGCAUGAUGGGAAGAUUGACAAGGAAGAGUGGCGAAACCUUGUUUUGCGACAUCCAUCCCUUCUGAAAAACAUGACUCUUCAAUAUCUCAAAGAUAUCACCACCACAUUCCCAAGUUUUGUUUUUCACUCACAAGUUGACGACACCUGAGUUUCUAGCUGACGUCAAGUUGAUAGUCUUUAGCUGGAAGAGCUUGUUUUUCUCUUACUGCCAAUGUAGCUUUUUCUGUGCAAAGGUUCAUCGUUAGAGAGGAUUAAUUAUUUAUUUUACAUUCUCGAUGAACAAAAGUUGCUCCCCAUUUGGUUUGACCAUUUUAGCUUUUGACCAAAUGGGUUUGAGCUAUUUGUUUGUUGGUUGGUCCCAGUGUUUGUUUGCUUCACUGGAAAUCAGAGGGGGAAGGAAUUCUCUGGCAUUUCACCAUACUCAGUGAUCAAAUUGAGUUUGUGCUAUUAGCACUUUGUAAAGUAUACCAUGACUUUCAGAUGAGGUGAACUAAAAGCAGAAGUGCAGAAAACUGAUUGGAAAUUGUAGCCUUGGCUUCCCUCAUUUUUCUUAUUGUAGGUUUGUAUAACGAUCUUUUUCAGUAAAAAGAAUUGCAAAGCGCCUUUUUUUUUUUUGUCCCCUUUUGUGUAAACACUGGCACUCGGUGAUUUGUGUACAUGUGUAUGGUACCAUUUCUGCAUUGAUGUUUUCAGCAGAUUAUCUUGGAUGAUGCAAUGAAUGGAAAGUGUUACUAA